AUGUUUCAGAAGCCAGAGAGGGAUGAGUGGGGUAACGGUCUGCAGGCAAUGCAGGUUGCCCUGGAUCUGGAGAAGAAUGUGAACCAGAGUUUGCUGGAUCUACACCAACUUGCCACUGCCCAGACUGACCCUCAUCUGUGUGACUUCCUGGAGACUCACUAUUUGGAUGAGGAGGUUGAGAUCAUCAAGCGACUUGGGGACUACAUCACCAACCUGAAGCGUCUGGGAGCUCCUGAGAAUGGGCUGGGAGAGUACCUAUUUGGCUCACAUCACUGGACUAAAACAUGGGGUUGUUGUAACUAA
Molecule: messenger RNA, 303 nt
Organism: Chiloscyllium plagiosum (whitespotted bambooshark)
Lineage: Eukaryota; Metazoa; Chordata; Chondrichthyes; Orectolobiformes; Hemiscylliidae
Source: RefSeq, a predicted model, not a curated record